UUUGAUAGGUGCAUAUCCAACGUAUAUAAAUGUUUAUAGUUUGACUCGGCGUGGCUCAUUUUAAAGCGGACACGUUGUAAAGGAACAUCUCUUCCUCCGUGCUAAGACGAUGAUCCCAAAGUUUGUUAGCAUUGUUGUUUUGUUCGCCAUUAUAUCAGGUUGUUGCGCACAGCAUGGCUGGGUUCCGAUUACAAUAAACACGUAUACAUCACGUCGUAUAAUGGACGGUGCUGCCGAUUACAUAGGUCUCAGGCUAGUUCGGGAAUUGUAUGCUUACAAAAAGAUGCAUGGACCCAUGUACAUAGUAACGUUUGAAGGAAGAAGACCUUUUGGCAUGACACACACGUGUACAGCGCGGGUGCAUGAGUAUGUUAUAUUCCAAACAGAUGUGUUGUGGAAUAAUUGCUGGCCACCAGUUUAUUCAAGAUAUUGAACAAACGUAAUAAAACCGACUUUGUGUCAUUUACAAAUGCUCGUAACAUUAUCAUUUUAUUUCUUAUACAUUCACCCUUUGUCCAUUCAAUAGGUUAUUCGAUUGUUCAAAUUUGUUCUGGCCAUUUUUCAACUAUACGCUCCAUUUAACCAUUACAUUUCUUUAAAUGUGUUUUGCUUUACAUGAAAGUGUCUAUUUAAUUUUAAGAAAUAAUGCUUGACUCGUCUCGUUAAGAACACGGGGCAGUUGAGCUGAUAUACUGAUCUUUUAAUUGAUAUGGAUCAACACAUCUAUCGUUCCUAGUAAAUAAAAUGAAUAUUUCUUCACAAGUUGUUUUGCUCAAUGACUAAUAGGUUGAUUUUAUCACUAAUACAGCUCAUGAUUUUGCCUGUCUAAAGCACCAGUAUGUAAUUAUUGACAGCUGUCAAAAUAUGUAAUGCACCGAUAUGUGACCGUUUUUAAUACAUCAUUCCAUUGCGCACGUGACCUUGAGAAUCUCAUUAUAAAAUCAUUCGUAUACUGAUUAAUGUACCUAUAAGUGUAUUCUUUAAAUAAAUGUUCUGUUCUGUUC
Molecule: messenger RNA, 1004 nt
Organism: Mercenaria mercenaria
Lineage: Eukaryota; Metazoa; Mollusca; Bivalvia; Venerida; Veneridae
Exons: 3
Coding region: 110-433 (107 amino acids)
Source: RefSeq, a predicted model, not a curated record